CAUUUAAAACUUUUGCAACAUUCAUGAAUUUCAUUAAUUAAAAAACAUUUUCCAAUUGAUCAAUAUAGAAUUAAUUCAUUCUUUGAUAACAACAACAACAACAACAGCAAAAAAAAAUGGAUAUUUUGGCUGCUGAAGAUUUUAUCUAUGAUGAUUUACUUGAUGAUUCUUCAUAUGAAGAACAUGAAGAUUUUCUUGAUUCUUAUGGUGAUGAUUCUGAUUAUUAUCAUGAUCAUAUGCAUCGAAAUUCCGAACAAACAAUACAGGAAUUAUUUUUUCAUUGUUUACGACCAACAUUACAAGAUGUUUGGUGGCAAUUUUUAUGGCCAAUAUUAACAGUGAAUUUUUUGGCAUUUAUUUUGAUAACAUUCGUAAAUCAUCAACAACGAUUAAAACGAUUUACAAUCCAAGCAAAUGAAUUCAUAUUGAUCAUCAGUGGUUAUUCAUUAUUGAUAAAUCAUUAUUAUUUUGAAAAUUUUAAUCAAUUAUUAUUUCUUACCGUUGUGAUAAUUAUGUCCAGUAUUUUUAUAUCAAUAUUAAUCACUUACGAUAUCCAUGAUUAUUAUGGAUUGAAAUUUGUUUGGUCUACGCAUCUUAUUGUGAUCGCCUUGAAUGAAUUUAUCAUUUUCUUCAUUACCGAUUCAUCCGAUUGGAUAAAAUUACGACCAAAUCUGAUGCUUAUCCUAAUGAAAUCAAUUUCAUAUUUUCAUGAAAAACAAUUUUAUUCAAAGAAGAAAAAAGAUUUAAAAAAUAAUGAUGAUUUUCCAGCAAUUCUUUUGGAAUACAGUGCAUAUAUUUUACAUCCUUGUACGAUUCUUCUUGGUAUAUGGCAUCCAUUCAAUGAUCCGAAAAAAUUAUUUGCCACCAAUCAAAACUUGAAACAAAAUUUUAUCAAUUCAUUUUGUUCAUUAUUAUUAUCAUUAUUAUUUUUACUUUGUUCAACUUGUUUGAUUGAUUAUUUUUUCAAUCAUAUUGUAUUCGAAUAUUUGGAUGCAUUUAUUCGUGGAAUAUUAGCGGAAGAUUCACAAACAUCGUAUGUUUGGUUAUUUAUCAUUCGAAUUUUACGUUCAUAUUCGAUUGCCAUACAAUUUCAUUAUUCACAUUAUUUUAUUUGUUAUUUGGGUCAAUCAAUGUUUGAUUUAUGGAAAUUUGAUCAACAACAACAACAAAUAACUAAACCAUUAUCAAUUGAAUGGCCAAGAUCAUUGGUUGAUGUUGUUGUUGCAUGGAAUAUUCCUAUGCAUCAAUGGUUGAAAAGAUAUGUUUUUCAAAUUAUGAAAAAUAAUCUACAAAAUAUUUAUCUAACCAUUUUGGCUACUUAUUUUCUAAGUUCUUAUCUACAUGGUUUUAAUUUUCAAAUAUGGACAGUAUUGUUAACAUUGGGAUUGAUUACACAGGCUGAAUUUAAAUUAAGAAAAUCAUUAGCAAAUUUUUGGUCUGCUUGUGUUGAAUCAAGAAAAUGUCAAUAUGAUUAUUAUGUUUAUGAUGAUGAUGAUGAUAAUGAUGAUAAUAAUUAUUCAUUAGUUUGUCGUCAUGGACAUCGAAAUAUUCGUAAUGUUUGGUCGGUACGAUUGACAAAUCUAUUCUUUACCAUAUUAGCUUUGUUUCAUCUUGCUUUUCUUGGUGCAACAUUCGAUGGUCAACCAGAUUCAUCAACAAUCGAAAAUGUUUGGACAGUAUGGAAAGAUUUACAUUUUUAUCCAUUCAUCACUAUGACCAUUAUGUUUAUCGUUUAUAAAAUUAUUUCGUUUAUCAAUUCUUAAAAUUUGAAAAAAAAAAUUAAAAAAAUUUUACAUUU
Molecule: messenger RNA, 1798 nt
Organism: Dermatophagoides pteronyssinus (European house dust mite)
Lineage: Eukaryota; Metazoa; Arthropoda; Arachnida; Sarcoptiformes; Pyroglyphidae
Gene: por
Product: Protein-serine O-palmitoleoyltransferase por
Biological process (GO): protein palmitoylation; Wnt protein secretion; lipid modification
Cellular component (GO): membrane; endoplasmic reticulum
Molecular function (GO): Wnt-protein binding; palmitoleoyltransferase activity
Source: RefSeq, a predicted model, not a curated record